ACAUGGACUGAUCAGUUAAAAGAAAAUGGCUAAAAUCCUUUGUUCUCUUAUUUUUCUUUGUGCUUGCUUUGUUCUUUCUACUGGUGCUAGAGUUAAUCAUAGAAUCCUGUCAUCUUCUACUUUGGAUCAUGAUGAUGCUACCCCUACUGGCUCAAACUUUACCUUUGUUUGUGACCCCGCCAGAUAUGCUAGUUUGGGUAUAGAUGUCUCAAACUUUGCAUUUUGUGACACUUCAUUGUCUUAUGAAGUUAGGGCAAUGGAUUUAGUCAAUCAAAUGACUUUGAAUGAAAAAGUUCUGCAACUUGGAAACAAAGCUUAUGGGGUGCCUAGGUUAGGGCUUGCUGAAUAUCAGUGGUGGUCAGAGGCUCUCCAUGGAGUGUCAAAUGUCGGUCCAGGAACCUUCUUUGACGAUUUGAUUCCUGGUUCAACAAGUUUCCCUACGGUGAUAACUACUGCAGCAGCAUUCAACGAGUCACUAUGGAAAGUUAUCGGGCAGGCCGUUUCAACAGAAGCAAGAGCUAUGUAUAAUCUAGGUCGGGCUGGAUUAACUUAUUGGAGUCCGAAUAUUAAUGUAGUGAGGGAUCCUCGAUGGGGAAGAGCCAUUGAGACACCAGGAGAAGAUCCUUACCUUGUUGGCAGAUAUGCUGUUAAUUAUGUGAGAGGCUUACAAGAUGUUGAGGGAUCAGAGAAUUACACGGAUCCUAAUUCUAGACCCCUCAAAGUAUCCUCAUGUUGCAAGCAUUAUGCUGCUUAUGAUGUUGAUAAUUGGAAAGGAGUUGAACGUUACACUUUUGAUGCUAGAGUGUCAGAACAAGACAUGGUGGAGACAUUCCUUCGACCUUUUGAAAUGUGUGUCAAGGAUGGUGAUGUUAGCAGUGUUAUGUGUUCUUACAAUCGUGUUAAUGGCAUACCUACUUGUGCUGAUCCGAAGCUUUUAAAUCAAACUAUUAGAGGAGAUUGGGACCUACACGGAUACAUAGUUUCUGAUUGUGAUUCCUUACAAGUAAUGGUUGACAAUCAUAAAUGGCUUGGUGAUACCAAAGAGGAUGCAGUUGCACAAGCUCUUAAAGCAGGUUUGGAUUUGGAUUGUGGAGCUUACUACACGGAGAAUGUUGAAGCUGCAGUUAGACAAGGGAAAGUCAGGGAGGCAGACAUAGACAAGUCCCUGAAUUUCCUUUAUGUGGUUCUAAUGAGAUUAGGGUUUUUCGAUGGAAUCCCCCAAUACAACUCUUUUGGCAAGCAUGAUGUGUGCUCGAAGGAAAAUAUUGAGUUAGCAACCGAAGCUGCAAGGGAGGGGGCUGUCCUUCUGAAAAAUGAAAAUGACAGUCUACCUUUGAGCACUGGAAAAGUUAAAACCUUAGCCGUGAUUGGACCUCAUUCUAAUGCUACCUCAGCUAUGAUUGGAAACUAUGCUGGUAUUCCAUGCCAAAUCAUUACUCCUAUUGAAGGGUUAUCAAAAUUUGCGAAAGUGGAUUAUCAAAUGGGAUGCAGUGAUAUUGCAUGCAAGGAUGAGAGCUUUAUAUUCCCAGCAAUGGAAUCUGCAAAGAAAGCCGAUGCCACUAUUAUUUUAGCUGGCAUAGAUUUGUCUAUCGAGGCUGAAAGUCUUGAUAGGGAUGACCUUCUCCUUCCAGGCUACCAAACUCAACUCAUCAAUCAAGUUGCUAGUGUUUCUAAUGGCCCGGUUGUUCUUGUACUCAUGUCUGCUGGAGGUGUAGAUAUCUCUUUUGCCAAGAGUAAUGGAGAUAUCAAAUCUAUUUUGUGGGUUGGAUACCCCGGAGAAGAGGGAGGAAAUGCUAUCGCAGAUGUUAUUUUUGGCAAAUAUAACCCAGGAGGAAGAUUACCACUCACAUGGCAUGAAGCUGAUUACGUGGAUAUGCUCCCAAUGACGUCUAUGCCUUUGAGACCAAUUGAUAGCCUAGGCUACCCAGGUCGUACUUACAAGUUCUUUAAUGGAUCUACUGUUUAUCCAUUUGGACAUGGACUGAGUUAUACUCAAUUCACUUAUAAGUUGACAUCUUCGAUAAGAUCACUCGACAUCAAAUUGGAUAAGUAUCAAUAUUGUCAUGAUUUGGGAUACGAGAACGACUCGUUCAAGCCUUCUUGUCCUGCAAUUCGAGUUGAUGAUUCUCAGUAUAAUGAUCAUUUUGAAUUUGAAGUUGAAGUCCAGAACGCAGGCUCUAAAGAUGGGAGUGAAGUGGUCAUUGUCUAUGCAAAGCCACCAGAAGGAAUUGACGCCACCUACAUCAAGCAAGUUAUUGGUUUCAAGAGGGUAUUUGUUCCUGCUGGAGGCAGUGAAAAGGUGAAAUUUGAGUUCAAUGCUAGCAAGAGUUUACAGGUUGUAGACUUCAACGCCUACAGUGUUUUGCCUUCUGGUGGACACACUAUUAUGCUUGGAGAUGAUAUAAUUUCUUUUCCUGUCCAAAUAAGAUUUUGUUAGGUGUAGGAUUAUGCUGUGAUUAGCUACUAGUUUUUCCACUGAAUGUUUUGUUUAUGAAAUUUUCAAUUUAUCAAAUAAAUAGUACUAGUUUCUUUAUUGUUCGAGA
Molecule: messenger RNA, 2543 nt
Organism: Populus euphratica (Euphrates poplar)
Lineage: Eukaryota; Viridiplantae; Streptophyta; Magnoliopsida; Malpighiales; Salicaceae
Product: beta-xylosidase/alpha-L-arabinofuranosidase 1-like
Exons: 7
Coding region: 26-2437 (803 amino acids)
Biological process (GO): arabinan catabolic process; xylan catabolic process
Molecular function (GO): xylan 1,4-beta-xylosidase activity; alpha-L-arabinofuranosidase activity
Source: RefSeq, a predicted model, not a curated record